AUGUUCUUGACCCAAGCACUACUUAAGAUAUCACUUAAACUGCCACAACAUUUAAACAAACUAAUUGUCAACGAUUCAAUCCCCUUUGACACCGUUAGGGUGUUGAAAGAUCGCAAGUUCCUAGGGGACUUUACGCUCAAUGAAGCCAUUGACAGGGCUAAAUCGCAUAAUCAAUCACUAAUUCUAUUUAAGCCCAAGGCUAAUCCACCAAUAUGCGUCAUAGAUACAUUGGAAACGUUCAGCAGUGUCUACACUAGAGAUAAGGGUGACAAUGAAAAUGCCUUGGAUUUUAUGUUCGACCCAUGUCUAAAACUCAAACAAGUGCACAUAUCUAAUAUGUGUUCAGACACAGAUUUUGAACGAAAGAUCAACCAGGCCCGCAAUUUUCUAAUCAAUGGUUAUAGAGUUGAAAUUGCCCUGGUUACUAAGGGCGGUCCCAGCUCCAUUAAGAAAACUACUAAGGUCGAGACUAGGGACUUAUAUCCCACUAAAAUUCACACAGAUUCGGAAAGGAAUAUUGUUAAAAAUGCGGGUAAAUUGGCUGGCGCAGCUAAGGAUAAAUCUAUGAAUUUGGCAUAUAGCACAGAAAAUCCAUUGGUACUAAGGCUAGAUAAAAUAUAUUCACUGUUGCACAAUGCUGGUAAGCCUUUCACCGUGAAAAGUAAGCUGGCUUCUUCUGUAGCAAAUCAACGCCUAAUCGUUGUAAAAUUCUUCCCUAUCGCAAAAUCUAACGGUGCAAAAGAUUUCAAUGAUGAUUGUAAGUAA
Molecule: messenger RNA, 765 nt
Organism: Babesia microti strain RI
Lineage: Eukaryota; Apicomplexa; Aconoidasida; Piroplasmida; Babesiidae
Product: conserved Plasmodium protein, unknown function
Exons: 2
Coding region: 1-765 (254 amino acids)
Biological process (GO): translational initiation; ribosome disassembly
Molecular function (GO): translation initiation factor activity; ribosome binding
Source: RefSeq, a predicted model, not a curated record